AUGGCAGAAGAGGCAGCAAGUGCAGUUAACGCGCUGGCGGCAUUUCUAGCUCAUGAGCAGAUUUCAGAUGUUGAAGAGCUGAAUCGCGUCUUUCGAUCCCUCCCGCACACCAACAGCAACAUUGGAAAAGGGCAGCGCCUGCCUAGCCCUACCGAUGCUAUCGUCUUCUGCGCGUCUUCAGUGCUAUCGUUAGCUGAUAGUGUUUUCUCCGCACUUUCCAAAGUAUCUCCCCAGUCCAGCACGAAGCUUGAUUUACAAGGAAGAAACACAGUGCUAGUUUUAUGCGGCGGCAUCGGGCAUUCGACGCCAUUCUUAUACGACGCAAUAGCAAAGCAUGAAGUGUAUAACGCUGUCGCCAAAGAUGCUCAAGGAAAAGCCGAAUCACGCGUCCUGCAGUUAAUCGCGGAACGUUGGUUUGGCAUCCAAGUCCAAGAGAUAGGAUCCGAGGGGGCAAUGAUCUGCCCAGAUGACACGAACAGACUGUUGGUUGUUGUUGAGGACCAAUCCACUAAUUGCGGUGGCAAUGCACUGGAAUCUCGAAGAGUGCUGGAAGCGUGUGGAGUUUAUACGCCCCGGUCGAUCAUUGUUGUCCAGGACCCGACAAUGUCACGGCGGACCGUUGCGACGUUCGAGAAGGAGUACCAACAGGGGAGUACCGUCAUGCCCCGUGUGAUGAACUGGCCGACUUUCACUCCCGAAGUGAAGGUCGGAGAUUUCGUUGAAAAUUCAGGGGGGAUCGAUGUACUAAGUCAACUCACCUACGUCAACAAUCAUCCCGGGAACAGCUUCAUCUCGGGCUUGUGGGGCAUGGAACGUUUCGUGGACCUGCUUUUAGGGGAAAUACCUCGUCUACGAAACGAUACACACGGAUAUGGGCCCAAGGGAAAAGGAUUCAUUGUUCAUGUCGAUAUCCCAGAGAGAAUUGAGCAUGCAUGGAAAGUUUUACAUGAAAUAUUUGGAGAAUGGACUCGAAACCGAUAG
Messenger RNA from Colletotrichum higginsianum IMI 349063, 981 nucleotides. Its product is annotated as Duf218 domain protein. The transcript is spliced from 2 exons. Gene Ontology annotation, cellular component: plasma membrane. Bases 1 to 981 code for a protein of 326 amino acids. The record is from RefSeq and is a predicted model, not a curated record. Lineage: Eukaryota; Fungi; Ascomycota; Sordariomycetes; Glomerellales; Glomerellaceae.